UAUGUGCAGAUUUCUUGAGAAAGAAGCAGAGCUAUUGGUUCUCUUUUUAAAGGCAGAUUGAGAGAGAGAGAAAGAAGAUUUAUUUUAGCAGAGGGGACUGAGAGAGCGAAGCUAUUCAACAAGCUUUCACCCAGGAAGAAACAGUGAACGAUCGAAGCUUUCAGUUGGUCCGAUCUGCAUCUGGUCUAAUUCAAAAUGUCUCGGAGAUAUGACAGUCGUACAACAAUCUUCUCUCCUGAAGGUCGUCUCUUCCAAGUUGAAUAUGCAAUGGAGGCUAUUGGAAAUGCAGGUGCCGCAAUUGGGAUAUUAUCAAAAGAUGGGGUUGUCUUGGUUGGUGAAAAGAAGGUUACUUCCAAACUCCUGCAAACCUCAGCUUCCACUGAGAAGAUGUACAAGAUUGAUGAUCAUGUUGCAUGUGCUGUGGCUGGAAUAAUGUCUGAUGCCAACAUCCUAAUUAACACUGCUAGGGUCCAAGCCCAACGCUACACUUUUGCUUACCAAGAGCCCAUGCCUGUUGAGCAGCUAGUUCAAUCUCUCUGUGAUACAAAGCAAGGGUACACACAAUUUGGUGGCCUCCGGCCUUUUGGCGUUUCAUUUCUUUUUGCAGGAUGGGACAAAAAUUUUGGGUUUCAGCUUUAUAUGAGUGACCCAAGUGGAAACUAUGGAGGUUGGAAAGCCGCAGCAAUUGGUGCAAACAACCAGGCUGCACAAUCAAUGCUUAAACAGGAUUAUAAGGAUGAUAUGACAAGGGAAGAGGGGGUCCAGCUUGCACUGAAGGUGCUCAGUAAAACAAUGGACAGCACAAGCCUAACUUCAGAUAAGCUUGAAUUAGCUGAGGUUUUCCUCUCUCCUACUGGCAAUGUGAAGUAUCAAGUUUGCUCACCCGAGACUCUGAACAAGCUGUUGGUGAAGUUUGGGGUGACCCAACCAGCCGCUGAGGCUUCUUAAAUUAUGUUAAUCUAUACUGUUUCAUUAAAGUACGUUUUCUCAGGAUGUUUUGUUGUAUUUUCAUAAUUCCUCUUUUGUAUUGGAUUGCAACCAAUGUGUUUGAUCUUUCCAUCUAAUUCCUCUCAGAUGUUCCUAGUAUUUAAUCGGGCAUGUAGCAUAAAACCUAAUUUCUCACAUUCCUGGUAUAACUUCUUUUAUUUGGAAAUUUGAUCUACUUCUUUUUGGUUA
This is a messenger RNA of Quercus robur (English oak), 1176 nucleotides long. Its product is annotated as proteasome subunit alpha type-4-like. The record is from RefSeq and is a predicted model, not a curated record. Gene Ontology annotation, cellular component: proteasome core complex, alpha-subunit complex; cytosol; proteasome core complex. Gene Ontology annotation, biological process: ubiquitin-dependent protein catabolic process. NCBI's taxonomy places the organism in Eukaryota, Viridiplantae, Streptophyta, Magnoliopsida, Fagales, Fagaceae. The transcript is spliced from 2 exons. The coding region runs from base 196 to 948 and encodes 250 amino acids.